AUGUAUAUGGAAAAGUGGCAAAAAUACCAACAAUACACAAACUGUGCUAUCAGGGAGCAGAUCUUGAGGGUGAAGGCGGAAGAGGACAAGAUCCCUCUCCUGCUGGUAGGGAACAAGUCGGACCUGGAGGAGCGCAGGCAGGUAUCUGUGGAAGAGGCCCGGGGGAAAGCUGAGGAGUGGGGCGUCCAGUACGUCGAAACAUCAGCCAAAACCAGAGCCAACGUUGACAAGGUGUUUUUUGACCUGAUGCGUGAAGUUCGAGGCAAGAAAAUGUCCGAAAACAAAGAUAAAAACGGAAAAGCGAAGAACAAGAAGAACAAGAAGAGCUUCAGAGAAAGAUGCUGUUUACUUUGAACACUUCACAACAACCCACAGUACAGCUGUUAAGUUGGGGGAACAAAGCAGAGCGUCCUUGCCAUUGUCAUUCAAACGAAAUUUGAUCUUUUUUUAAUAGCUGUUUUUAGUUUAGUGAUUAGAACAAUCUCAACCUCUUUUUUUGUUUGUUUUUGAUUAAUAAAAUCUGAGUUGCUGUUUCAUUGGAAGAUAACCACUGUUGUGACUGUGACUCGGACUGCAGUUCCUGAUGGCUCACAGUAAGCCAAUGACCAAACUGCCAUUGACACUAACUCUGCUGCUCAAGACAUUUCUCCACUGUUAAACUCAGCGAUUAUACUGCCUUUGACUUAGGUUAAGUGUGUUUUACACCAGAAUUGUUGAGUCUUUGUCAAGUAAACAGUGCUCUUAAUUUCUUUACCUGCUCUUAAUCUUAACCUUUAUAAUCCUUACUCUAUGUUAGUAUAGACCCCUUGAGUCUAUGUUCAUCAAUUUACCAGGAACUCUAAUGCUGCUGUCUGUCUUAUUUGUGAUAAUUUAUGAUGACACUUAAUGUCAUGUCUGUUGAAGAUGUUGGCCUCAUUCAUUCAUCUGUCCAGAC
Messenger RNA from Epinephelus moara (kelp grouper), 934 nucleotides. RefSeq names its product ras-related protein Ral-B-like. NCBI's taxonomy places the organism in Eukaryota, Metazoa, Chordata, Actinopteri, Perciformes, Serranidae. The transcript is spliced from 2 exons. Gene Ontology annotation, cellular component: plasma membrane. Gene Ontology annotation, molecular function: GDP binding; GTP binding; GTPase activity. The coding region runs from base 1 to 354 and encodes 117 amino acids. The record is from RefSeq and is a predicted model, not a curated record. Gene Ontology annotation, biological process: Ras protein signal transduction.